AUGACGACGCCAUUUGAGAACCCCAGCAAGAUUGCGAACAAUGUGAAGAGCGGCAAGUGGACAACUCCUUUGCUCGUGGCUGCCGGGGUUGGAGCGGCGGCUUGGUACAUGGCGACGAAGCGCGACUACAAACCCCCAUCGCCCGACCGUGACCCACGCGCACCACCGUCUCAGAUGAAGUAA
Molecule: messenger RNA, 183 nt
Organism: Peronospora matthiolae
Lineage: Eukaryota; Oomycota; Peronosporomycetes; Peronosporales; Peronosporaceae
Source: the annotation of a GenBank genome assembly